Messenger RNA from Schistosoma mattheei, 339 nucleotides. The record is from the annotation of a GenBank genome assembly. NCBI's taxonomy places the organism in Eukaryota, Metazoa, Platyhelminthes, Trematoda, Strigeidida, Schistosomatidae.
AUGAGUAAGAACGAUUUCGGCGAAUUAUAUGAAGCAACAUCAAAGCACAUAAAGCAGUUGAUUAUACUUGCUAAUUCGAAAAAAUAUGCUACGGCAGAAUUCGAUGAAUCAUUAAAAUCAUUUGUGAAUAGUUUCAGCCCUGAAGACGCACCAGCAAAUAUAGCAGAGUAUCGUACAAAGGUUGCGGUAGAUAUAUUGUCAAGGUUAUCGGUUUUUGACAACCUUAUAUCUGUUUAUCGUGAAUUAGGAAGAAUGGCUAUUCCAUUAAGUUAUUCUACAUUCAAUCCACUUCCUUGUGAAAAAUGGGUCCUCAAGCUGACGGAUUUCAACAAUCAUUGA